Danaus chrysippus (African queen) is the source of this 393-nucleotide messenger RNA. Lineage: Eukaryota; Metazoa; Arthropoda; Insecta; Lepidoptera; Nymphalidae. The record is from the annotation of a GenBank genome assembly.
AUGCCAUUAUGGUAUCCAGAUGGGAACAUACGACACAGCAAGCUGAUUCACGAGCUCUGUGUCUUCUUCUAUCACAUUGUUCCCGCGUAUCUAAUAGACUUCCUGAUGCUUAUCUUUGACCAGCAGAGAUUCAUGGUUUGUACACAGAAGCGAAUUUCUGUCGGACUUGAAGUUCUACAGUAUUUUACAACGAGAGAAUGGUGGUUCAACACAAACAACUUCAAAGAUUUGGCGAAAAAGUUACACGGAGCAGACUUCACAACUUUCCCAAUGGAUUUAAAAAUUAUCAAAAUCGGUUCAUACAUAGAAAGUUGUAUGAUAGGCGGCAAACUGUAUUGUUUGAAGGAAAAGUUAGAAAAUCUCCCGAAAGCAAAACUACAAAAUAAUAUGUGA